Messenger RNA from Punica granatum (pomegranate), 1038 nucleotides. NCBI's taxonomy places the organism in Eukaryota, Viridiplantae, Streptophyta, Magnoliopsida, Myrtales, Lythraceae. The record is from RefSeq and is a predicted model, not a curated record.
UUUGUAUGUAAGCAAAAUUGGCCACAUUGUCAGUUUGACUCCAAUUUGCCAACUUUUUCUAGCCGGUGAAAUUCCAUGUCGUCAACUAUUUUAUUUCCGGUCGCCGGAGAGGACCUUCUUGUAGUUCUGAAAGUCUCCUUCCGUCGGUCUCCGAUGUAGAAUUUUGGGGUUCUUCUGUUCUGGGAGGCUUCUUGCAGGGAUCUCAGAGAAGAUGGGGGCAGAGAAGACCUCGACCUCCGGGAGCGAUUCCGAGACGCAGGUGGCGUUGAACGUCUACGAUCUCACGCCCAUCAAUAAUUACACCUACUGGUUCGGUUUCGGCAUCUUUCACUCGGGCAUUGAAGUACAUGGUAAGGAGUACGGCUUUGGAGCACACGACUUCCCAGUCAGUGGAGUUUUUGAAGUGGAACCAAGGAGUUGCCCAGGUUUUAUAUAUCGGUGCUCUGUACCAUUGGGCCGCAUAGAUAUGCCUCCCUCUGAUUUCAGAACAUUUAUUGAGAAUAUGGCUUCUGAAUACCAUGGAGAUACGUAUCACCUCAUUUCCAAGAACUGUAACCAUUUCACCAACGAUGUGUCGCAGAGAUUGACAGGCAGAAGGAUCCCUGGGUGGGUUAAUAGACUUGCUCAUUUAGGUGCUUUAUGCAGUUGUCUUCUUCCCGAAAGCCUCCAAGUGACAACAGUUAAACAGUUGCCAGAAUACCAUGAGUGUUCAGAGGAAGAUAUGACCGAAUCUUUAUCAACAACGCCUCAUGAGUCUACUGAAAUGGAAGAUGUCGAGCAAGAGAGGCACUUGCUGUCGAGCCCAUCUAUAAGUGGGGAGGUUUCAUUUAUUAAAGAGGCGAUACAAAAGUGAGAUUGGGCUAAGCUCGCCCUCUGCAACUGUUUGUAACUUUAGUGACAUUGUGGACUGGAGGACGUUUUGUUUUCCAUUUGUUUGCACUAAAAAUUUCUUCAAUUAAUUUGCGGUUUCUUUCAUUAUUUUGGCUCUCCAAAACCCUGUAUGAUGUGAUAGCGUGAUUCAUUUAUUUUCUGUUGUUA